AUGGUCGACCGCGCAAACAAGCCUUCCGCCCUGGCCGCCACGCCCGGUCUACCCCCCCAGGCCCAGGUGACCAUCUCGGAUGGAAACUCUCGUGUCAAGGCGACACUCCCGACCGGCGAGUCGAUCGAAGUUCUCCUCCACGGUGCCACGGUUCUCAGCUGGAAGGAUGCCGCGGGUGACGAGAAGCUGUGGCUCAGCGAAGCGGCCAAACUUGACGGCUCCGGUGCCGCGCGCGGUGGUAUCCCUAUUGUCUUUCCGGUCUUUGGCACAGACGCCGGUCAUGCCGUAGGCAGUCUCCCCCAACACGGCUUCGCGCGCAACUCGCGGUGGGAGUUCCUCGGAAAGUCGACGACCGAGGGCACUACAACGGCGGGUGUGAAGCUCGACUUUGGCCUGUCCUCCGAGACACUGGACGAGUCCACGCGCAAGCAGUGGCCCUACUCGUUUGGCCUUGUGUACAGCGUCACUCUCGACCGUGACAACCUCAACACGACCCUCGUUAUCACAAACGACGGCGACCAACCCUUCGAGUUCCAGACCCUGCUGCACAAUUACUUCCGUGUCGCCGACAUCGAGUCUGUCUCCGUCGCGGGCGUUGAGGACUCUCCCUACAUCGACAAGGUCGACUCGGCCAAGACCAAGACUCAGUCCUCAGGCCCCGUCACCUUCGCCGGCGAGACCGACAGCGUUUACACCCCCAUCAAGGGUGCCUCGAACCCCCUCGUCAUCAGCGAAGCCGGAAAGCCCAAGUUCCGCAUCAUCCGCGACAACCUCGACGACGCGGUCAUCUUCAACCCUUGGAUCGACAAGUCCAACGGCAUGGCUGACUUUGCCCCCAAGGGCGACUGGAAGCGCAUGGUCUGCGUCGAGCCCGGAAGUGUCACCAAGUGGCAGACGCUCGAGAAGGGCGACGUCUACCAAGCUGCUCAGACUAUUUACCUCAUCUAA
Messenger RNA from Geosmithia morbida, 948 nucleotides. RefSeq names its product glucose-6-phosphate 1-epimerase. Bases 1 to 948 code for a protein of 315 amino acids. Lineage: Eukaryota; Fungi; Ascomycota; Sordariomycetes; Hypocreales; Bionectriaceae. Gene Ontology annotation, molecular function: carbohydrate binding; isomerase activity. The record is from RefSeq and is a predicted model, not a curated record. Gene Ontology annotation, biological process: carbohydrate metabolic process. The transcript has 2 exons.